This is a messenger RNA of Onthophagus taurus, 548 nucleotides long. The record is from RefSeq and is a predicted model, not a curated record. Lineage: Eukaryota; Metazoa; Arthropoda; Insecta; Coleoptera; Scarabaeidae.
AUUGUUUUUUCCUAAUCAUGGAUGCUCUUAAGGCUAUUAAAACCCAACCCAAGAUGACGUACGUAUGGAAUAAAAAAAAGAUUUACACGGACGCUAUCAAGAAAUUGAAUAAAGCAGAGGCGAUUUUGAUCGUUCCUAUAAAUUAUGUAGACAUAACGGAAACCCCUUCAAGUUUGGUUUAUAUGUGCACUCAUCAUGGCGGAUUUAUUUUCGACCUAAUCAUGCUUAAAGAAGAACAAAUAGGAAAGGAGUUGGUGGAUAUUGUGAAAUCGAACAAGAUAAAAUUCGUUUUUUCGAAAUUCAUGACGUUUUAUUUUUUGAAUAUCGAUAUGCGACAAAAUAUUCCUAACGUGUAUGAGAUUGAAUUUUUAUCAAAACGCGAAUUUGGUUAUGGCGUUUGUAAAAGCCGAAUUCCUCACAGCACAGAGUUUAAUAUUGAUGAUGUUGAUUGGAGUCUACGCCCAUUUAAAUCCAACGAACAAUUUAAGGCUGGAACUCGAUUAUAUGAAUUGCUUAUGACCAACGACAUAAAGUUAAAACGACGAUAA